This is a messenger RNA of Diceros bicornis minor, 429 nucleotides long. RefSeq names its product ral guanine nucleotide dissociation stimulator-like. The coding region runs from base 1 to 225 and encodes 74 amino acids. The record is from RefSeq and is a predicted model, not a curated record. The transcript is spliced from 4 exons. Gene Ontology annotation, molecular function: guanyl-nucleotide exchange factor activity. Lineage: Eukaryota; Metazoa; Chordata; Mammalia; Perissodactyla; Rhinocerotidae. Gene Ontology annotation, biological process: small GTPase-mediated signal transduction.
AUGCUGCACCUGGCAAUGGGUGAUUAUCUCGAGGGGAAUGAGAUCAACCUUCAGAAAAGGACUGAGGAAUACCGAGUCAUGAGGGAGAUCCUGCUGCUCCAGGUGGCUGCAAAGAAUUACAACCUAGAGCCCGAGGAGCGAUUUGGGGCCUGGUUCCAGGACAUGGAGCUGCUCAAUGAGAAUGAUAGCUACAGCCUGUCCUGCCAGCUAGGGCUCCAGGCCUAGUUGGCCAGCAGAAUACUCAAGGCCAAGAAGAACCGGCCAUCAUCAAGGUCAGGGGUGAGUGAGUGUCUGGGCCGGGGUGACUGACUCCUAGGGGUUCAGUAAAGCUUCGGGCUAAGCGUGGCCUUUGCGAGUCGGACAGCUGGCACUGGGAUCCCAGCUCCACUACUGAGCAGUCCUGUGACUGGGGUGACUCUCUCCAGCUUC